Corylus avellana is the source of this 447-nucleotide messenger RNA. Its product is annotated as SAUR-like auxin-responsive protein family. The record is from RefSeq and is a predicted model, not a curated record. Lineage: Eukaryota; Viridiplantae; Streptophyta; Magnoliopsida; Fagales; Betulaceae. Gene Ontology annotation, biological process: response to auxin.
AUGGCUAAGCUCAAAACUGGCACCAAGAUCAAGAAGAAGAUCAACGGCAUUGUGAAGCUCAAGAUUGUAGUGCAAAAGCUCCAGAAGAGCCUUUCAUUGGGUAGAAGGAAAUCAAGGCAUGAAGAAGUUGGCGAGGCAAGUAGUUCAUGUUGUGUGCCAGAAGACGGGAAGGAAGGACAUUUUGCGGUAGAUGUAGUGGAUGGGGGGGACGAGCCCAAAAGAUUUGUGGUUCCGUUAACAUGUUUGACGCACCCGACAUUUUUAAGGCUGCUGGAGCAGGCAGCCGAGGAUUACGGUUUUGACCAUGAGGGUGACCUUACGAUUCCUUGCCGGCCAAGCAAGCUUGAGAGGAUAUUGGCCGACGGCGGCUCAGAUGUCGAGGUUAACUGGGGUUCUUGUAAAACCAUGGUGCAAAGCUAUAGAAGCAAGAACAUGAUGUACGUUUAA